Molecule: messenger RNA, 564 nt
Organism: Klebsormidium nitens
Lineage: Eukaryota; Viridiplantae; Streptophyta; Klebsormidiophyceae; Klebsormidiales; Klebsormidiaceae
Source: the annotation of a GenBank genome assembly
AGCGUGUUUGCCCGCUUGGAGUUACAAGGAGGUGCAAACGGACCGGGGCAGGAAGAAGGUCAAGGAGGUGCAAACGGACCGGGGCAGGAAGUUCGUCAACAAAGGAAUGACGGCCCUCCUCGGGAAGAGAGGGAUGGUACACUGCACCACGGCGAGGCACUCUUCCGGACAAAACGGUUUCACAUACCGGUUGCAUGGACGCUCGAGGGAAGAGCGCGGGCUUUGCUAGAAGACACGAGGUUGGAGCCGGAAUUGUGGGCGGAAACGAUGGUACUGACCAACUACAACCGGGGUUCCUCGAGCGGGCACGGCAAGACGCCGUGGGAGAUGUUCUACGCUCCAACGUGGAGAAAGCCAAACCUUAGCCACUUGUGGAGGGUGUUUGGAGCGCAGGCCAACAUCCACGUGCCCAAGGGAAAUCGGAAGAAGAUGGAGCCGGUGAGCGAGCGAGGGGUGUUCUUGGGGUUUGAUCUCAACUUCAAAUCGUACCGAGUUCUCCGCGAGCGGGAUGGAAGGUUGUUGACUUUCCGUGACAUCAUCGGGAUGAGCGCGGGCCUUCUAUGA